Molecule: messenger RNA, 4283 nt
Organism: Rhagoletis pomonella (apple maggot)
Lineage: Eukaryota; Metazoa; Arthropoda; Insecta; Diptera; Tephritidae
Gene: wde
Product: activating transcription factor 7-interacting protein 2
Exons: 4
Coding region: 1460-3610 (716 amino acids)
Biological process (GO): regulation of DNA-templated transcription
Cellular component (GO): transcription regulator complex; nucleus
Molecular function (GO): protein binding; transcription coregulator activity
Source: RefSeq, a predicted model, not a curated record
AAUUUGCAAAAAUCGAAUAUUAAAAACGUCUUAUAAAAAAACACUUUCGAAAAUGGAACCGGUUAAAAACUAGCUGCAAAGUAAUGUACUGGGAGACAAUUGCCAGAGAAUGGAGAGAAGAAAUAAACAACAUUCAACUAUAUUGUUAGGCAAGGAAUUAUUGAAGAAGUAAAACCGUUUCACCUAAGGCAGUCAAUAUGGCGGAAUCAGAGCGAGCAGCUGCCAGCCUUGUAUUAUUGCAUCAUGGUUCUACGCUAGUUCUGAUCAUGAUUCAAUAACACAAUGUUGGAUAAAUAUUGACAUUUGUGUCAAUCGACUGCGUUGUAAGGUUGCAUUUGAGAAGGAAAGAGAUGCGGGUAACAAUUGUAUCCCCUUUUGUGAAAAGGUAGUUGGAAAAGUUGUCUGGUAGUGCUAAAAUGCGUUUUUUUAUAUACAAAUUGAAUUAAAUAUAUAAAGAAUUUUCCACUGAUCUACACAAUAGACAAUGAAUUAACUUUUUAUGGCCAUAUAGAUAUUAAAAAUGUAACAAAUGAAUAUUCACUUAAAAUUCUCACCAAAGAAAAAUCGUAUCGACAAAUAUUCCUAAACAUUCAGAAUAAACCAUGGUUUUAUUGAAAUUCCGGUGUAUAUUAAACAAAAUUAAUGGAAUUCAAACAAAUCCUUUGUUGAAAGGGACUAUAUGAAGAAAUAUACAAACGGUAAAGAUGCAAUUGAUAUAAUGCAUAUAAGUGAGUCUUAAAAAUUAUUAUAUUUCUUGCAUUUAAAGAUUGCGAUCCAGCAAUACUGCAUGCUACACCGUCAAUAAAUAUCGCGAUACUUGGAUCACGUCAAUAAAUACGAACCGUGUGACAGGACCCUAUAAAUGCGAGAGCGAGACAAUUGCCAGGUUAUCCAACCUUCUAUUAUUGAAUAUGGAUUGAAAUGAGAAAUAAGAAGCAGUCCAGUUCUGUAUUUUGCAUAUUUCACAAACGAACUCAGUUUGUGUUAUUUGUUGUCCGCGAGGCCGCGGAUUGAAAUAUAUAUUUUUAAAGUUUCCUAAAGAACGAAACAUAAGUGGCGUCCAACGUGGGGCCUGCUUACAUUUUAAAAGUGUUCGUAUCGAAAAUUUUUUAAAUAAAAGUCAGUCGAACCGAUUUUUUUUUUAAAUGAAACGAGUGAUCGUGUUAGAAAACCCGAACGAACUUUUUCGUGAAUAAAGAGCUGUGUGAGAUCUAUCAGUAUGUACAUCACACAGGCAAUACACAAAAUCUCCUAUGAUAUCAUAUUUCUGUCAAAAUUUUCAAGAGAGUGUUAACGGUAUCACAAUCAGCGCCACCUUCUGUAUUCGUUUCACCAUGCAGUACCAGCAACCUGCAACAGCUCAAAGGAUAGGAGUCUGGAUUUAAGGUUAUCAACAGCUUAGGAGCUGUGGAGGGCAAUUACUCCAGCAGAGCGAGCCAGAGAUUAUUGAACAAGAGCGAUGGCUAUUGACCAGGAAUUCCAGUUAGAACCGCAGCAACACCGGAAAGAGUCUAUCUCCGAUUCGACACAUUUUGAAAUGCAGAAUAAAACUGACUCCUAUCUUACAAAAGAUACUCCAGUGAAGAUUGAAGCUGCCUGCGAUUCGAUAGACUUUUCAAUGCAGAAUCCAACCAUCUGCUACCUGACCGAAGAUGUUCCAGUGAAAAAUGAAGCUGCCUUAGAUUUUUCAAUGCAGAAUAAAACUAACUGCUAUCUGACAGAAGAUCUUCCAGUGAAGAAUGAAACUGUCUCCGAUUUGACAGACUUUUCAAUGCAGAAUGCAACUGUCUCCUACCUUUCGGAAGACCUUCCAGCGAAGAAUGAGUCUGUUUCCGACUUGAAAGACUUUUCAAUGCAGCAUGAAACUGUCUCCUACCUGGCAGAAGACCUUCCAGGGAAGAAUGAAACUGUCUCCGAUUUUACAGACUUUUCAAUGCAGAAUGCAACUGUCUCCUACCUGGCCGAAGAUAUACCAGUGAAGAAAGAAGCUGCCUCCGAUUUAACAGAUCUUUCAAUGCAGAAUAAAACUGACUCCUACCUGACAAAAUAUACUCCAGUGAAGAUUGAACCUGCCUGCGAUUUGGCAGAUUUUUCAAGCCAGAAUGCAACUGACUCCUACCUGACAGAAGAUCUACCAGUGAAAAGUGAAACUGUCUCUGGUUUGACAGAUUUUUCAAUGCAGAAUGCAACUGACUCCUACCUGACAGAAGAUAUUCCAGUGAAGAAUGAAGCUGCCUCCGAUUUUGCAGAUUUUUUAAUGCAGAAUGAAACUGACUCCUACCUGUCAGAAGAUCUUCCAGUGAAGAUUGAAGCUGUCCCCGAUUUGACAGAUUAUUCAAUGCAGAAUGAAACUGGCUCCUUCCUGACAGAAGAUCUACUAGUGAAUAAUGAAACUGUCUCCGAUUUGACAGAAGAUCUUUCCAUUGAUCAGCAAUUCCUGUCAGAACAGCUUCAACAACAUAAUGAAUCUUACUCCUAUUUGAAAAAAGAUCUUCAAGAGCCGAAUACAUCAACUCCAAGUAAAGCAAAAACUUCUACGGAGCGAUCAAGACUAUGGAGAGAAAAGCUGAAGAGGCUAACUGAGGCAGAGCGGAGCGAAAAUUAUAGGGAAAGAAAGCGUGCAGGCGUGUGUAUUACCAAGCCAGUUGCCAAAUCAAGCGUGCAACGUAACCGCGAAUGGAGAGAGAGGAAGAAACUAAUGCGACAGCAACUGGACGCCGAUACAACGCAAGGGCGGAAGCUUCAGCCAAAGUCUGUUAGCACUGUGUUAGUCCAACAACCGACACAGUUCCCAUCGCCCGGCGAAACAACAAGCACAUCGCCUAAUGCAUCCGUGGAUGACUGCAUGAACCAGUUGAAUCAAGCCUCACCAGCAGUGGAUACUGUAACAAUAACUUCGACUAAACUGAAGGAGAAAGCAGAUAUUAAUCUUACAGACGAAGAUGCGGUGGCUAGUACUGCUACUGCAACACCACCAGUUCGCCAGCGCAGUAUCAUCAACACCAACAUUGACAUCAACUCACAGAUAAUGAGCGCAAAUCCUUCUGUACCACCGAUACCCGGCAUGCCCAUGAACCAGCAGAAAGCUCCAGUAGGUGGUAUACGACAACAGAGUCCUAUUACGGCAACAAAAACCAACCGCAGUGUACUCAUGUCAAACAUCUUCAUACCGCCUUCCGCCACCAGCAUUACGCGCGUACACAUCAGUCCAGCGAAUACGCCAACGCCGCCCGUAUGCAGAUACAGCCAUCCUGCGCCGCUGCCUAAUACACCGCCACAACCCCUCAAUCCCGACUGGAAACUGACACCUCGCAGACCUACCAUACGUAUUAGUAAUCUUGCGAAUAGCAUUGUCAUUUCUUGGACUAUGGAGGAUUCCAUGGAACGAUUUGCUGAAUGUGUGCUUUAUCAAAUUUAUGCUUACCAAGAGACCUCCGGCCCACCAGCGGUUGAUUCGUGGUGGCAUUUCGGCGAUGUGAAAGCAAUGUCACUACCAAUGGCGGUCACGUUGCCACAAUUACAAGAAGGUCAACGGUAUUACUUUGCUGUUCGUGCUAUGGACGAGCAUAAGCGGUUCGGACCAUUUAGUAUGCCGAAAACGUGGACCUAAAUGGAUGGCUGAAAGGUUGGAUGAUAUAUAUUACAAUAAAAACUAGAACAUUACAACCACAAGUAGUCAUACAUAAAAUAUUAUUACAUUCGAUAUUUUAAUUUUUUUAUGUUUCACCACAUUAUGAUGUAUUUGGCGAGUUUGUAACACCAUAAAUGGAUACUCUAGAAACUGUGAAUUACUUGUAAUUCGUAUAAAUUAGGUCUCAAUUAAAAUAAUUACUAUUAAAAAAGGAGUAUUCGCAUAUUUGAGUAUAUUAAAUAGAGUCCGACCGAACGUUCGGCUUCUGCUUCGGCCGAAAAAUUUACCUUCGGUCGAAUUCUAAUAUUAACUACGACAUAAGUUUAAAAUACGUAUUUUUAAAAGACAUAAAUGAUUCAACCGAAGUAUGAAAAUUAUUCACUAAACCACACAAAAAUUCUAAUAAAUAUUUAAUUAAGGUAAAAACUUAAUUAUUUUUAAUUGUUUGGUGCAAUGGCACUGCAGUUCGUAAAUGCAACCCGCAGAAUUACGGUAAAGAAUGGAAAUCGUUUAUUCAUAAACUAUACUUCAUGAAUAUGACUUAGUUUCGCAAAUUAGUCCCUAUUCGACAAUUAACCGUGUUUACGCAUGCUGUAAAUUUCCAUCAAUUAUAGUUUAGAAAUAAAAGGGCAUAAUCUUAUUCCAGCAUUUU